Molecule: messenger RNA, 1172 nt
Organism: Folsomia candida
Lineage: Eukaryota; Metazoa; Arthropoda; Collembola; Entomobryomorpha; Isotomidae
Exons: 7
Coding region: 4-1083 (359 amino acids)
Biological process (GO): regulation of DNA-templated transcription
Molecular function (GO): RNA polymerase II cis-regulatory region sequence-specific DNA binding; DNA-binding transcription factor activity, RNA polymerase II-specific
Source: RefSeq, a predicted model, not a curated record
GGGAUGGUCACUGUCGCCAUGAACACAUUGUCAAUCGACGAUGUCCCAGAGGGGAACCUUGUUUUUUGCGUGGAAAUGGAUGGGAGAACAAUCUCUCAGAAAAGUAAAGACGAGCUACAAACGAUUGCUGCCGGGGUCCAAAUACGCCGUGUGCUGGGGCUCAAGGUUCGGGAUCGUAAGGAGAGGGUAAGGUCAAUAAUUGUUGGUGAGUCGGGGCAAAAGAACCCGGUAGAGUGGGCGGACAGCGCCAUUGCCAACAUUUCCGACCGUCCAGAAUCCACCAUCACUACCACAGCUAAAUGUUGUUCUGUCGGGGAUGACUUCAAGGCGGAUUGGACAGCGAAGGCGGAGAUGGGGGAGAUUAUUGAUUUUGAAGUUUAUGGGGACUCACCACUCAUGGGUGAAAAUUUAAAAGAGUACUCUCGUCGCCUACUUAAGGCCCCUGGAACGAAAAAGUCGAAACUGACCUUGACCUUCCUCAACAAUCACAAGGCCUCGCUUAAUUCCCGAUUUUUAGUUAAAACUCAAGGUGUGAUCGAUGAGGUGGAGGAUGAGACACCUCCAUCCUCUCAGGUCAAGAUCAAGGUUGACAAGAAGAAGAAAGUGUCAAAGACGGAUGGAGCAUUAAAAUGCAAAUUGUGUCCAUUCACCACAGACAGGAAAUAUGACUUUGACCGCCACAAGCUGACCCACUCCAAGAAGAAGCCGUUUACCUGCAAGAACUGCAGUAGGGGAUUUAGCCAGAAAUCAAACCGCGAUCGUCAUCAACGGAAGUGUGUUGGGGCUGGAGCUGGCGUCAAGAGCUCCAUUAUGGAGUUACUUAAUAAGAGAGCUGAAGCUCUAAAUAUCCCCGUUCCAGAGCUGAAGGGUGUCAACUUCACCCCCACCCAAAGGUAUAAACUCGAAAAGGAGAAGGUGGCGGUGCUGGAGAAGGAGAAUUCCAAAUUAAGGACUGAAAUUUUGAGACUGAAGAAUGAGAACAAGGCUCUCAAGGGAAUUACAGAGCCCCCAGAAAAGAAAGACAAAUCGCGGUGGUCAGAAUCAGAGGAGGAGGAAAUGGACAUUGAAGAAUCAGUGUCUUAAUUAAAUUUAUAAUUCAUUCAUAGUUAUUUAGUCGUGUUUUGUAGUCAAACUGUUCGGGUGCUAAUAAAAUAAAAGCAAUUUUAAACAUG